Eutrema salsugineum is the source of this 1188-nucleotide messenger RNA. Its product is annotated as S-locus-specific glycoprotein S13-like. The record is from RefSeq and is a predicted model, not a curated record. Lineage: Eukaryota; Viridiplantae; Streptophyta; Magnoliopsida; Brassicales; Brassicaceae. The coding region runs from base 1 to 1188 and encodes 395 amino acids. The transcript has 2 exons. Gene Ontology annotation, biological process: recognition of pollen.
AUGAAGAGUGAUUCGAUGUUCUGCGUUUAUUCACUUGUUGUUCUUCUUCUUCUUCUUCUACAGUCUUCCUGUGUUGAAUCGUUUAUCUUGAAGCUUGAAAGGAACGAGACGUUUCCGUCUCCGACAAACGUCUUCGAGUUAGGGUUUGUGCAGCCAAAUGUGUUUAUUUCUAGGUGGUAUCUGGGGAUUUGGUUAGCUCAAGACCCUAAAAGAACCUGUUUAUGGGUCGCCAACAGAGACAACGCUCUCACCACACCAAUGGGAACCCUCACGUUCUCCAACAACGACCUCGUCUUGAUCGGUCAAGGUAAUAAAACUGUGUGGUCGGCGAAUCUGACAGGAGGAGGAGAUGUGAACUCACAGAUGAGCUUCGACAAUCCAACAGACACACUGUUACCAAACAUGAGGCUAGGAUAUGAUCCCAAAACAGGAAGCCGAAAAGUCCUUAAACCCUGGAAAAAUCAAACUGAUCCGUCAAGUGGGUACCUUUCGUUGAGAUUUGAAGAUGACUUCUACAGCGCGGUUGUUGCGAUUUCUCUAGGACAUCCAUUGUCAGCGAAGAACUGGAGCAUUGUGUGGAAUGGAUACAGUUUUGGUGAUAUGCCACCGAUACUGGAAAUAGAGAAUGAAACCUUGCUGGUAAUGACGAACUACCUUGGGAACCACUCGAGGCUAACCUUGGAAGCUAACCAAGAGGAGAGCAUUGGCGUAUAUACUUGGGAUUUGAAAUCCCGUGUAUCGAAAGCUUCUUGGUCGCUUUCCAAAGAUGACUGCCACGGGUAUUUGCGUGAUGUUGCAGGAAAUUACAGGACGUGUGGAUCCUAUAGCUUCUGUUCCACCACCAACAAGGCACCCAUGUGUAGCUGUAUUCAAGGUUUCCAUCAAAAGACGGAGCCUUCAGGUGGGUGUGUGAGGAGUAGAGCUUUCAAUUGCAAUGACAGUAAGUAUCUGCUACUAAAAAACAUGAAGCUGCCGGAAAGACAUUUUGAUCAAUACCAGUUAGAUGGCUUUGAGACUUGUAAGCAAUUCUGCCACAGUGAUUGUGCCUGCACUGCAUUUGCCCUUGUGGAAAAGCUAAACAAUUCCUAUUGUGUGUAUUGGACCGGUGAACUCGACGAUAUGCAAAAGUACUCUGGUUUUGGUGGUCAACAACUUUAUGUCAGAGUGGCAGCAAAGGAUCUUGGUUAG